Messenger RNA from Colletotrichum paranaense, 378 nucleotides. RefSeq lists its product as uncharacterized. The record is from RefSeq and is a predicted model, not a curated record. NCBI's taxonomy places the organism in Eukaryota, Fungi, Ascomycota, Sordariomycetes, Glomerellales, Glomerellaceae. The transcript is spliced from 4 exons. The coding region runs from base 1 to 378 and encodes 125 amino acids.
AUGCAUUUCUCCGUUCUUCCUGCCAUGGCCCUUUUCCUGUCGCUAACGCUCGCGAGGGGUUUUUCCAUGGCUGACAUGCACGACUACUGCGCAUGCCAAUACAAAACCGACUCAGCAGUUGACUAUGCCGCCACUGAUCUGCUAGCCGGUGACUGCAGGUUCGGCUACACCUAUGGCCAAAACUCGGGGCAAUUCUGGAUUGGUCGAUCAUCUGGUUCGGGACCAAGGUUCCAAGGACGAUUCCUCAAAGCGAUUAGUGGCCAAAUUGAUGGAAAGGAGUUCUACAACAACUGCAAAAGAUAUGCUGCGAAUGAUGCGACUUGCUUUAAUUGUGAAACUAAGUUCGAGUAUCCUGAUGGGUCUAUUCUGUGUCGGUAA